This is a messenger RNA of Bacillus rossius redtenbacheri, 787 nucleotides long. RefSeq lists its product as uncharacterized. The record is from RefSeq and is a predicted model, not a curated record. The transcript has 4 exons. Lineage: Eukaryota; Metazoa; Arthropoda; Insecta; Phasmatodea; Bacillidae. Bases 263 to 787 code for a protein of 174 amino acids.
CAGUGCGAGGCUGCUCGCUGCGAAUGCCUCGUGGCGAAGGCUCGGCUUUGCCUCGGACUGUGAAUACCGGGUGUGCUCGCUACGCGGCGUUCGCGUCGCACAAUUCGAGGCGAGCCGUGUGCUUGUCGGUAGAAGAGCAGUGCUCAAAGGUGCCUCGCCCCGAGCUGUGCGUCAAGUGAAUACCUGCGCUGUCUGCCUCGCAUCGUACAAGACACAAUUCUGCACUGCAAACUCAACAAGCCUCCACAACGAAACUGUCAUCAUGGAUAAUCAUGAAAUGAUCGGACAAUUAGUUAAAUGUUAUGAAACGAAACGUUUACUGUGGGACUCGAAACACCCUGAAUACUAUAACAAACACAAGAGAGAAGACUUGUGGCGCGAAAUAUCGCUAUCAAUGAAUGUUUCUGUAAAAGAUCUGAAAAAGAAGAUGACGUCUCUGUUGGGCUCUUACCGACGUGAAAGGUCAAGGGAAAAGAAAAGUCAAGUUACAGGAUCUGGCCAAGGAGAUGUUUACAAGUCACAAUGGUUUGGAUAUACAUUGUUUGACUUUCUUUCUGAUAAGGACACGCCAAAUGACACAUUCGAUACAAUGGAGAAUGCUAAUACGCAAAGGGGUCCUGAGGAAAAUCGAGAAGAAUCAUACAAUGAUGAAUCUAUUGCCGAAGAUGAACCACCGGCGUCUACAAAUACAACAAUGGCGUCUCUGAAGAGCGUAUGCCUCACCCUGAGGCAGAUGGCGCGAGGCAUUCGCAGCGAGCAGCCUCGCACUGUGAAUACACGCCUCUAG